This is a messenger RNA of Cinclus cinclus, 756 nucleotides long. Its product is annotated as M-phase inducer phosphatase 2-like. Gene Ontology annotation, molecular function: protein tyrosine phosphatase activity. The transcript has 7 exons. NCBI's taxonomy places the organism in Eukaryota, Metazoa, Chordata, Aves, Passeriformes, Cinclidae. The record is from RefSeq and is a predicted model, not a curated record. Bases 1 to 756 code for a protein of 251 amino acids. Gene Ontology annotation, cellular component: nucleus; cytoplasm. Gene Ontology annotation, biological process: positive regulation of G2/M transition of mitotic cell cycle; G2/M transition of mitotic cell cycle; protein dephosphorylation.
AUGUGCCAGGGGAUGGAGAACGGGCUGACCACGCCAGUGAUGAAGAAGGAGGAGCGUGCGGGGAAGCGCAGCCAGUGCCGGCAGCUCUUCCGCUCGUCCUGGCUGCCCGGCAGUGUCCCCAGGCCCGUCCUGAAGCGGGGACAGCCCUCGCACAGGGGCACCCCUGUCAAGGCUAAGAAGCAGAAGAGGGUGUCUGGCAGUCCUGACCAGGAGGCGUCGGUGCAGUUGGGAGUGGGGCUGGAGCCUUCCAGAUCCGCCGAGCUUGAGGAGAUGGAGAAACUGGUGGCAGUGCUGACGGGGCACUUCAGCAGCUUCCUCGAGAGCAGCAUCGUGGUGGACUGCCGGUACCCCUACGAAUACGAGGGGGGCCACAUCACGGGUGCUGUCAACCUGCCGCUGCAGCGGGAUGUGGAGGAAUUCCUGCUGGAGCAGCCCAGUGUGGCGCUGGACAGCAGCAAGAGGGUGAUCGUCAUCUUCCACUGCGAGUUCUCUGUUGAAAGGGGCCCCAAAAUGUGCAAGUUCCUGCGGGAGAGGGAUCGGUCCUGCCACGAGUACCCGCAGCUGCAGUACCCUGAGCUCUACGUCUUGAACGGGGGGUACCGCGAGUUCUUCUUCCACCGUGCGUUGCAGAGCCACUGCGAGCCCCGGGACUAUCGGCCCAUGGCGCACCCGGCGUUCAAGGAGGAGCUGCGCAAAUUCCGCGGGCAGAGCCGGCGCGGCCGGCGGGAGCUCUUGGUCCGCGGGCGGGACCUUUGA